Messenger RNA from Acanthosepion pharaonis, 1500 nucleotides. Lineage: Eukaryota; Metazoa; Mollusca; Cephalopoda; Sepiida; Sepiidae. The record is from the annotation of a GenBank genome assembly.
AUGUUGUUUUCAUUGCUAACUGGUAUUCAUUUUAUUUCUUCUGCAUUCUUUCUUUACUUCUCCAUUUUCAUUUUCUUUCUUUUUCUUUCAUUCUGCCCUCAUUCAUAUUCAUUCUAUUUCUUCUUUCUUUUUGUCCUAUGCAUUCAUUUUAUUUCUUUUUCUUUCUUUCUGUCUUUCUUCACAUUCAUUUUAUUUCCUUUCUUUCUGUCCUUCUCCAUAUUUGUUUUAUUUCUUCUUUCUUUCUGUUCUUCUAUACAUGCACCUUCUUCCUAUUUCUUUCCUUCUCCACAUUCACUUUAUUUCUUUUUCUUUCUUUCUGUCCUUCUCCACAUUUGCUUUAUUUCUUCUUUCUUUCCUCACAUACAUUUUCUUUCUUUUUCUUUCAUUCUGUCCUUCUAUGCAUUCAUUUUAUUUCCUCACCAUUUUUCCUUCUUUCAUUACAUUCAUAUUAUUAUUUAUUAUUUUUCAUUCUUUUUUCUUCACUACAUUCAUUCUGUUCAUUCUUCAUUUUUCUUUUUAUCCUUCUUUUGUCAUUUAUUUUAUUACUUCUCCAUUCUUUUUUCAUUCUCUGCAUUCAUUUUAUUUUUUCAUUCAUUACUUACAUCUUCAUAUUCAUUUUAUUUUUUCUCUAUUCAUUCUUUCCUUCUCUACAUACAUUUUAUAUCUUUUUCUUUCUUUCUUUCUUUCUUUCAUUCUUUCUUUCUUUCUUUCUUUCUUUCUUUCUUUCUUUCUUUCUUUCUUUACAUUCAUUCUAUUUCUUCUCUAUUUUUCUUUCUUUCUCUACUUUUUCUAUUUCUUCAUCCAUUAUUUACAUAUUUAUAUUCAUUUUUUUUUCUUUCUCUACAUUUAUUUUAUUUCUUUCUUACCUUCUCUACAUUCUUUUUAUUUUUUCUUCUUUUUUUUGUCUUUCUUUGUAUUCAUUUUAUUUCUUCUCCUUUUUUUUCAUUCCCUGCAUUCACUUCUAGUUUUUCAUUCAUUAUUAUAUCUUUUUAUUUCGUCUCUACAUUCAUUUUAUUUCAUUCAGUCUUAACUUUUUGCAAUCCUUUUACUUCUAAAUUAUUCCUUCUUUCUAUAUUUUUCUUUUUCAUUUUUUCUUUAGAUUUUUUCUUUAAUAUUUUUAGUUACUCUCUUUUACUUUCAUUCUACUUUCUCAUUUUCAAUCUUUCUUUCUCAUUCUCCCUCUCCCUCCUCUUUAAUUUUUCUUUUCUUUUUCUGUCUCUUAUUAUCCCUAUGAUUUCUUUGAUAUUUUCUCAUCUAUUUUUAUCAUUUUAUUUCAUUCAUACUUCAUUUUUUACAAUCCUUUUACUUCUAAAUUAUUCAUAUUUUCUAUAUUUUUCUUUUCAAAUCUUUCUUUUGAUUUUUCUUUAUUAUUUUCAGUUACUCUCUUUUACUUUCAUUCUACUUUCACUUUUUCAAUCUUUCUUUUUCAUUCCCCCCUCUCCCUCCUCUUUAAUUUUUCUUUUCCUUUUCUGUCUAUUAUUAUUUCUACCUUUUCUUUGA